GGUUACUCCGAUGAUACCCGUCUUCCUGUGCUACUAGUCGGUGACCAAACUAAAGUCAUCGGUGUCAACGAGAUUUCGCGAUACGUCGCCACGCGUUUACAUCUCUAUGGGAAGAACGAGACAGAACGAAAAGCAAUCGAUGAAGUGCUCAGCAACUUGGAAGAACUGCACAUCGGUGUUACGCCUAUUAUUCGAGCCACAUUGACGAAAAAUUACGAAGAACGGCGUGAGGUUUGGAACAAUUUCAAGAACAAUGCCCUCUCGCCAUGCCUCGCAGAAUACGAGCAAAAGCUCAAGGGAAAAAAGCACCUCGUUGGAUCGAAGAUCUCGUUGGCUGACAUCGCCACUGAU
Molecule: messenger RNA, 351 nt
Organism: Ostertagia ostertagi
Lineage: Eukaryota; Metazoa; Nematoda; Chromadorea; Rhabditida; Trichostrongylidae
Source: the annotation of a GenBank genome assembly